This is a messenger RNA of Frankliniella occidentalis (western flower thrips), 935 nucleotides long. RefSeq lists its product as uncharacterized. The annotation marks the transcript as partial. The record is from RefSeq and is a predicted model, not a curated record. The transcript has 2 exons. NCBI's taxonomy places the organism in Eukaryota, Metazoa, Arthropoda, Insecta, Thysanoptera, Thripidae.
CCUCCUCCAGCCACCAGCCCGUUCACGCCGGCAGUUCGCUUGUGGAGCCGGUCGAGACAACGUUGACGCACGCUUGCGCCUCUCUCUUUCUCUCUCCCCACAGCUACCGGUGCGCCGCGCGCCGCAACGCCCCAUCGUUGCGCCGUCCUGCACCUUCCUUGCACCUGCGCGUUGUCGUCAGUUUCCCAGGUGUUCGUGCACGAGACCCUGCCUGACACGGGACGCCCGACCGCCGAGCCAGCCCGUGGCCCGCCCGCUGCGUGCUGCACCCAGCAACCCCGAAGCACCUCCCCGCCGAGGCCGUGUCGAGCCAAGGGUAGCCCGGUAAGAGACAGAGAGAUCCUCUCGGGUGGCGCUGUGGGCGCGCGGCGAGCCUCAGCCGCUAAAGCAAUCCCGUCUUUUGCCGGAGCCACAGGACGCGUGGUGAUGGAGACAUGGACUGCGGGGGCCCCGGACGGCGUGCCCCUCCCUACCCCUCUCUCUGUGCGCUCCGCCCGCCACACCGCGUCAUGCGGCAGCACCGCCAGCGCCCAGGACAAGACCUAAGUCACGAUCGCCACCACCACAACCACCACCCAGGACUCCGCCAUGUCCCUGCAAGGGAUCGCCUCCCCGGCCGCCGCCGUGGUGCCCGUGGCGCCCGCGGCCGCCCUGGCCGCCCAGGCCGGCCAGGCCGCGCCCCCCAGCCCCACCCUGGUGCCCGUGCUCGCCUCCUCCCUUAGCCCCGCGCUGGGCCCGACCAUGGGCCCCAUGGGCGGCCCCAUAGGCGGCCCGCCCACGCCCCCAGGGCCCUCCACGAGCACCGCGGCGACGUCCACGGCGGGGCCCUCCUCGUCCGGGCCGGGGCCCAGCCACGGCGCCACCUCGUCCUCGGACACCAGCACGUCAGAGCCGCAGCCGCAGUGCGCGGCGUACAACGACGAGCUCACGGCCAG